Messenger RNA from Danio rerio (zebrafish), 4085 nucleotides. It is a transcript of the gene tent4b, whose product is annotated as terminal nucleotidyltransferase 4B. Gene Ontology annotation, molecular function: adenylyltransferase activity; poly(A) RNA polymerase activity. The record is from RefSeq and is marked validated. Gene Ontology annotation, biological process: RNA catabolic process. Lineage: Eukaryota; Metazoa; Chordata; Actinopteri; Cypriniformes; Danionidae.
CCACAAUGUAUCAACCCCGCUGUUGUUGUUACGUAACACAGAAGCUGUAACGUGCGCUCUUGCGUAACUCACAGUCCGCGCGCCCCCGUUUCACGCUCGCUCGCGCCUGGCAGAGCAUGCGCAGUCGCGUCGGGGUCUAUCCGCCAUUGAGACACACGAUCUCAGAUAGAAACGGGUCAGAGGCAGUGACACAGACGACACUCACGUUUCUUCAGUCCUCGUGCUCUUAAGUUUGACGGUGACCGUUUUUAAAAGCAGAACGUCUUUUUACAGUCCGUUUACAGUGGUGUUCUCCCGUCCCCGAGAGGCGUUGAUGGACCCGCACAGGAUAUUUUAGUCGCUGUCUAGGGCGAGCGAGCGUGUUCCCGUUAGUGGGUUAACGUGAAGUGAACCGAGCCUGGCUCUGCUCCGGGGGCAAGUGUGCCUGCAUCAGCUCAGCGUUUGAUGGAUCCGAGAAUCGCCUGGUUUCAGCCAGAACAGCGCGGACCGGCCAACAACCUGUGGAUGCACAUCUGGGACACGACACAGACGCUGGGAAACCUCUACUUUAACAACAACUGCAACACAGCCAGCGCCAAACUGACGACCAACGGCGACGGUGCGUCGAGCAACGCGGCCGACAGCAGCAGCGGUAGACCCAAGGACCAACAGGGCAUGUCUGGGUCCAAACCCGACAGCGAGGUCUCCGAACAACAGGACUUCAUCCCUCUGGAAGCGUUUAACAACAUUAACAGCAGCAGGCCGGGCAGGGUUGUCGGCGGAGGGGGGCAAGUGGGUGGCAGCGGGGUCGCAGGAGUGGGAAACGAGUUACCAAGCAAGAGGAAAAGAGACAACAAGGCGAGCACCUACGGCUUUAACCGGAGUCUGCUGCUGACGGACGGGGCGGAGGACGGCUACGCGGGCACCCCGUGGAAGAGCAGAAACUACUCGGAUGGCAUAGUGGGGCUGCAUGAAGAGAUAAAGGACUUUUAUGAGUACAUAUCUCCUCGUCCAGAGGAGGAGCAAAUGAGGCAUGAGGUGGUGGCCAGGAUCCAGAGAGUCAUCAAGGACUUGUGGCCCAAUGCUGAGGUUUGUGUGUUUGGGAGCUUCAGCACUGGCUUGUAUUUGCCAACAAGUGAUAUAGACUUGGUGGUGUUUGGUAACUGGGAGACUUUACCUCUCUGGACUCUGGAGGAGGCUCUACGCAAGAGAAAAGUUGCAGAUGAAAACUCUAUUAAAGUCCUGGACAAAGCAACGGUUCCCAUUAUUAAGUUGAUGGACUCGCACACAGAGGUGAAAGUGGACAUCAGCUUUAAUGUACAGAGUGGUGUAAAAGCUGCAAACCUCAUCAAGGACUACAAGCAGCAAUAUCCUGUGUUACCGUACCUGGUGCUGGUUUUAAAGCAGUUUUUACUGCAGAGAGAGCUGAAUGAGGUUUUCACAGGAGGAAUCGGAUCAUACAGUCUGUUUCUCAUGGCUGUCAGCUUCCUACAGCUGCACUGUAGAGAGGACGUGAGCAGCUCAAACCCAAACUUGGGUGUACUGCUGAUUGAGUUUUUUGAGCUCUAUGGACGGCAUUUUAACUACCUGAAGACAGGGAUCAGAAUCAAAGACGGAGGCUCAUAUGUGGCCAAAGAUGAAGUGCAGAAAAGCAUGCUGGAUGGAUACAGACCGUCUAUGCUUUACAUUGAAGAUCCAUUGCAGCCAGGAAAUGAUGUUGGGCGAAGUUCAUAUGGGGCAAUGCAGGUGAAAGAGGCUUUUGAUUACGCUUAUGUCAUCUUAAGUCAUGCCGUAUCCCCAAUUGCCAAGUACUACCCCAACAACAAGUCAGAAAGUAUUCUGGGUCGAAUAAUCCGCGUCACACAGGAGGUGGUGGAGUAUCGUGACUGGAUCAGUGCGCAGUGGGGUCAGAAGAGCAGCAAGGAGCCCGUUCUCAACUGCAAUGCCAAUGAUCUCACACUGCUGGUUGAGCGUGAGGAGCUUGAUGAGUGUAAUAAUAACCUUUCAGAGGACAGUGUGGUGUGUACAUCUGUCCCCCGCAGCAAAGUGUCCUCCAACUCUUCGUCUCCUUCCCCUUCUUCUCCUUCAUCACCGUCGUCAUCCUCCUCUUCCCCGUCUUCAACGGCCUCUAGCUCAAGCGAUGCGGACUCUGAUGGGACUCCCUAUAAGACAGCCAAAGCUUUGGGUGGAAGGAGUACCUACAGUGAGAAUACAGAAAGGAUCUCUAAUCACAGAUCACAAAAUCAUUCAGCAUCCAUUUCCACCCCCACUCAUAAGGGCAAUAAGAGCCGGCAGCUCGCUAACAAAAGUACUCAAGGGCCGCACAACAACCCCAACAAGAUCCAGCAGAGCAGCAAGUCUGUGAAGUCCAAUGUAAAGAAGAGGAAGCCUCAGCGAGACUCAGCACAUGAGGACCUGUGCAGAUAGGAGCAGCUCUGAAGCUCUGCUGCUGCUCUUAGCAUUCAUCUCUCCUGUCCCGCUGUUCAAGGGAUGCGUCUGACUAUGAAGCUGGAAAAAGAAAAGAACAAAAAAAUAAUAAUAAGAGUAAUUGAAGUGGGGCUGCACGGCCAUUGGAUUGGAAAUCAUGCAGGAGAGUUUAGGCCUGAACUUCACUGGCUUUCAGCACAGCUUCUGCUCACUGCCUAUAGAGGAGCUGCACUGCUCCACUGGAGGACCAGAGAAUGUAGACCAGAGAAACUAUUCAACUCCAGCAAUACCUGAAGAGUCCUGGACUUUAGCCUCGCGGAGGAAAACUGAAAUAAAAAAACAAGACUCAAAUUACAAAAAAAGUUCUAUCGAAAAGAUUUUUAAAUGUCUAAAAAACAUGAACAUGUAAUUAGUACAAGAGGAAUUAUGCAUGUUUUUUUUCUUUUUUGAAGAGUGGUUCUUUUUUCAUGUCAUGUACGCAGAUUCUAAAAAUAUUUGUACAAGAAAAAAACAAAAGGAUACAAAAAAAAAUUUACAAAGAAAAAUCCCCAAAAAAUAUGAUCAAAUGGUUUCGUAAUACUUUUUAUAGUACUGUUCAAAUUUUGCCAUGCUCUAAAUACACAGCUCCUACAGCUUAUAUGUACGGGUUUGGGUUCAAUUGCCAACUUUUCCCAUCAUCAGCCUCUCCUGCUGUUGUGUUGUUAGUGUAAUGUUGUGGUCGGGCAGCGGAAGAGUGUCUGCAUAUCUGGAAACACGCACAGAUUUGUGAAAGAGGAGUGUAGUGCAUCCAUGUGGAAAUUUAAUGAACACUACAGCUGUGGCUUUCAGACUGUUUCUCUCAAUGAUCUGCCCAUCAUAAAAGAAGUUGUAUUUGUUAAUGUAUUUAUUUUUAUCAAUGACAGUGGAUUUCUAUAUGCUGAUUCUAGCGGUCAGAUGUUUUUGUGUUCUGUCUUAUGGGCUGAGUGGCAAAACAUGAUUGUUGCUUGUCAUGUAGUGUGCUAUAUAUAGAAAUGUUUUUUUUUUUUUUUCGCUCGAAUGUCAACAACCCAUUUUCUGAUUACAACUGAGUGACCAACUUUAUUUCUGAGAGUACUAUUUUAACAGAUAUAGAAGAGGUGGUUUAAAUAUUUUAAUUUGUGGCUGGCCUACGUAAAGGGAGAUGAGGUGAAUUGUUAUUCUUAUUUUUUGUGUGAUUUAUUUUUUAUUUUGUUUUACUUUCUGUUUAUUUAAUUUAAUUUUAUUUACUUUCAUUCCACUGGAUCUCGAUCUAUUGAGCAAGAAUGCCUGUUCUCUCAAAAAUUCUUCAGAUAAACAGCAGGUGGCGGUGUAACCCAAGGUUAUCUCAUACACUGUAAUUCCCCUCUGACUUGACUUUUGUUUCGUUUUUUUAGGAAAGAUUUGUUUAAUUAGAUUUGCUCACAGAUCUCUGGUGUAGUUUAAGAGAGACAAUGGCUUUUGAUCAGAUGAGAUUAGUUGCUCCACCUGUAUUGAGUGUUUAUGAUGCUAUUAUGGAGUAUCAAAGCCAGCAGUUUGUCUUAAAGCCAGAUAUGGAUGCCACUGAAAUUGAGUGAGAGAAAUGUAAUUGAAGGAUCAUUAGUGCCACAGCCAGUGCUUCACACAGGUUUACUUCAUGUAUCCAUGAUCAUCCAUGCAAUAAAAAUUACAGCACAACUAUCCAA